GUGAGGCCCCAAGACGACUGCCUCCCCUUGCCCAAUAGUAGUUACGCCCCUGACACUGCUCCUGGGCUAUUCUCCAUGCUGAGAAUCUUGGAUCAACUGGCUCAGUAUUAGCUCUGAUUGGCAGCCGUUCUCCAGGCUUUGAAGACAAAAGGAACAUUUCCCAAACCUGUCCCAAGAUUAUUCGAAAAACAGGAGAUCAUAGCAGGGAUUGAACCUGGAACAUUCCGCCCACACAAUACAUUGGAGGGGUUUUGCAAGUCAGCAGUAAGCUGUGGAGGGCUCUGGGUCUGAUGGCAGUAUGAAGAGGCCUUUGCUGCAGUUAGACCAUUUCCCGCCUAGCUCCUGACUGACUUCACCGACAGCAGGCAGCGUUCCAGAGAGAGGAGGGUCUUUCCCAGCCCCACUACCAAGGACUAAUCCACAUUUCCUGAGUUUGGGGGCAAGGCAAACAGAGGGUUAAAGAGAGCGAGUGGCGAGUCCUAGAGUGGCCCGGAAGGCUGUGCAAUUCAAGAAUUCCCCCUCAUACCCCCACGGGAGAGGAGUCUUGGCUUUUCCCUCUUGCCCGCAUCAGCCUAGUCGGAAGACCUGCUAUAAGGAUGUUAUACUGCAGAGCAUGUAAUGUGUUGAGUUGGUAGGUCUGAAGAGCUCCAUCUGCCUGGUCAGUCCUUGCUUUAAGAGAGGAACUUGCCGAAGAGCAAGGAGAUCUUGCAGGAUUCCUAAAAGCUACCUUGGACCUGAAGCAGGAAGGGACCCUCUUGCCAAACAGACUGAGAGCAGUGAGCAACUCUGGGAAAGAACUGUGCAGAAGAUGCUGAGUGAGGACGCCACCAACUCAGCUGCAAAGUGCCGCAGUCCCAGACAGUUCUGUUAUCACGAGACCGAAAGGCCCUGAGAGCUUUGCAACUGAAUCCACUUUUUUUGCUGUCAGUGGCUGAAGCCAGAAAAGCAUACAAAGGCUCAGGUCUUGGACUUGGUGAUUCUGGAGCAGUUCCUAACCUUCCUGCCCCCAGAGAUGCAGAGCUGGGUCAGAGAAUGUGGAGCGGAGACAAAUUCUCAGGCAGUAGCCCUGGCAGAAGGUUUCCUCCUGAGCCAAGCAGAGGCCAAGGAACAGGAAGAGCAGCAGGGCCAGAAGCCAUCCAAAGUAGAAACUGAUUUCUCAGUGGCAGAGAUGGCUUCUUUAGACCAUGAAGAGAGGAGACCAUUCCGGUGGAUUGUGCAAGCAAGUGAAGGAGGUGCCACCUUGCUGGGUGAUGGAGGGGAGAGUGAGAAAAAGGAUGAAUUGCAGAGGAGGAAAAGGGAAGCAAAAUAUUUGUGGGAGGAAAAAGCUGUUUCUUCUGAAUGCAUGGAUGUCUCUGAAAUUCCAGUCCAAAAAAAAGAUUGCAAUGGAAAUGGAAGGAAUAAAAACCCUCAAAGUGUGAAACUCAUAAAGAACAACUCAAGUCUUCACACAUAUCAAAAAAUGAAUACAGAAAAGAAAAAAUAUGAAUGCUCAGAAUGUGGAAAGAAAUUCAGCCUCAGGCGAUAUCGUACUUUCCAUCAAAGAAUCCACACAGGAGAUAAACCACAUCAAUGCUCAGAAUGUGGAAAGAGCUUCCGUUUGAGAAGGGACCUUAUUAAUCAUCAGAGAAUCCACACAGGGGAGAAACCAUAUCAUUGUUUGGUUUGUGGAAAGAGCUUCAGUCAGAAGGCUAACCUUACUUCCCAUCAAAGCAUUCACACAGGAAAGAAAACAUAUCAUUGCUUAGAAUGUGGAAAGAACUUCAGCUACAUCUCACAGCUUACUUGUCAUCAAAGAAUCCAUACAGGGGAGAAACCAUAUCAGUGUUCAGUGUGUGGAAAGAAUUUCCGUCAGCAAGGACAACUUACUUCCCACCAAAGAAUCCACACAGGGGAGAAACGAUUUAAAUGCUCAGAAUGUGGAAAGUUCUUCAGCUACAUCUCACAGCUUGCUUGCCAUCAAAGAAUCCACACAGGAGAGAAACCAUAUAAGUGUUCAGAAUGUGGAAAGAGCUUCCGUUUGCAAGGACAACUUACUUCCCAUCAAAUCUUCCAUACAGGGGAGAAACCAUAUCAGUGUUCAGUGUGUAGAAAAAACUUUAGCUACAUCUCACAGCUUACUUGCCAUCAAAGAAUCCACACAGGGGAGAAACCAUAUCACUGCUCAGAAUGUGGAAAGAGCUUCCGUUCAGGAAAGGACCUUGCUAAUCAUCAACGAAUCCACACGGGGGAGAAGCCAUAUCAAUGUUCAAUGUGUGGAAAGAGUUUCCGUCAGCAAGGACAACUUACUUCCCAUCAAAGCAUCCACACAGGGGAGAAACCUUAUCAAUGCUCAGAAUGUGGAAAGGGCUUCAGCCGCAGCUCACAUCUUACUUGUCAUCAAAGAAUCCACACAGGGGAGAAACCAUAUCAAUGCACCAUGUGUGGAAAAAGUUUCAAUCGGAGCACAAACCUAAAGAAACAUCUACCUAUCCACACGCAGAAGACAGAAUAUCAAUGCUCAGAAUGUGGAAAGGGCUUCCGUUUGAAAAAAGACCUUACUUCUCAUCAAAGAAACCACACAGGGGAGAAACCAUAUCAGUGCUCAUAACGUGGAAAGAACAACAGCUAGAUCUCACAACUUGCUUGUCGUCAAAGAAUCCACACAAAGGAGAAUCUGUAUCAGUUCUUGCUCUGUGGAAAAAGCUUCAGUCAGAAGGGUAGCCUUUCUUGCCAUCAAAACAUCCACAAUGGGUAGAAACCAUAUCAAAGUUUAAUGUGUGUAAAGAGUUUCAGCUGCAGCUCACUAUGUACUUGAUGUGAGAAAUCAUGUCAAUGCUCAUUCUGUGGGGAAAGCUCCAACUGGAGCUCAGCCCUAAAGAUCAAAAAAUCUACACACAGAAGAGACCAUAUCAGUAGUAGGUAGCAUAUUGUAAGUAUACUGUGGAGACCCAGUUUCAGAGACCUCUAAGCCAGGAAGCUUGGUGGGCUAAUGUGAACAGAAAAUGAAAUUUAGUUAUUAAAAAAUAAUGGUUUAAAAUAAGAGUGAAGAUGCUUUAAACAUCAGUUUGUGCUUUAAAAAUCAUUCAAAUUGCCCGUUAUGGUGUCCAUCUUAACUUAGGCAUUAUAUUGCCUGUUAAGACUUUGAACAGUCUUGAAUCUUAUACUGACUUUAGUAAUGAGGCAUACUUUGCCUUGGCUGUUUAGCUUGAGGUUGAGCUCUCAAGAGGAAUGUAAAGGUAAAGUGUGCCGUCAAGCCAAUUUUGACUCCUGGAGACCACAGAGAGCCCUGUGGUUGUCUUUGGUAGAAUACAGGAGGGGUUUACCAUUGCCUCCUCCUCCUAUGAGAAGAUGCUGAAAGGCAUCAUCCUUUAUCGCUGCUGCCCAAUAAGUACUAACAGGGAUUCGAACCGGCAACCUUCUGCUUGUAAGUCAAGCAUUUCCCCACAGUGUCACUUAAACAGAAAUCUAAUAGGUUCAGUUUCCCUAAUGAUUGGCUAGAAAUAUCCCAAUAAAUUUCUACCAGAUGCAUCUCCAAAAAGCACAGUGCACUGCUUCCCCAAAGUGCCAACUGUAUAUAGUAGAUGUCCAGCCAGAAAUGCAACAGGAGGACCCCAGUCCAGCAUUUUUUGAGGGAAUCUUUUUUGCUGACAUGUUUCCACCCCCUUAAUGGGGACAGAAUCAGCUUUACAAUUGGAGAUGAAAAUAUUUGUGAAUUACUCCUGCUCCUUUAUUUGGCUGAGCUCUGAAUGGAUUGGCUGCUGCCCUGGUUGCCCAGUGUCUUCUCCUGUCAUAUUUUUUGUCAGAGAUGCCUCCUCAGUUUGCUUUGUUUCUGAGUGUAAAGUAUAUCUAAUUACAGUAUCAAAUGUCUGUGAGGUCCACAGAUCAGUAAGGAAAAUAAACGGUAAUGCCUAUGCAAUC
Hemicordylus capensis (graceful crag lizard) is the source of this 3897-nucleotide messenger RNA. Its product is annotated as zinc finger protein OZF-like. Gene Ontology annotation, molecular function: DNA-binding transcription repressor activity, RNA polymerase II-specific. Gene Ontology annotation, cellular component: nucleus. NCBI's taxonomy places the organism in Eukaryota, Metazoa, Chordata, Lepidosauria, Squamata, Cordylidae. The coding region runs from base 1013 to 2587 and encodes 524 amino acids. The record is from RefSeq and is a predicted model, not a curated record. The transcript is spliced from 5 exons. Gene Ontology annotation, biological process: negative regulation of transcription by RNA polymerase II.